Molecule: messenger RNA, 4311 nt
Organism: Gavialis gangeticus (Gharial)
Lineage: Eukaryota; Metazoa; Chordata; Crocodylia; Gavialidae
Gene: RNF150
Product: ring finger protein 150
Exons: 7
Source: RefSeq, a predicted model, not a curated record
GCGCCGCCCGCCGCCCGCGCCUGGGUGGCGCUCAUCCCGCGGGGCAACUGCAGCUACCGCGACAAGAUCCGCCACGCCGCCGCCCACAACGCCUCGGCCGUGGUCAUCUACAACGUGGGCGCGGCCGGCGCCAACGAGACCGUCACCAUGCCCCACGCCGGUGUGGAAGAUGUUGUAGCGAUAAUGAUUCCUGAGCCCAAAGGAAAAGAGAUAGUGAGUCUGCUGGAGAGGAAUAUUACUGUGAUGAUGUACAUAACAAUUGGAACACGCAACUUGCAAAAAUACGUCAGUCGUACCUCAGUGGUAUUUGUCUCCAUAUCCUUCAUUGUGUUGAUGAUAAUCUCCCUGGCAUGGCUGGUCUUCUAUUAUAUCCAGAGAUUCCGGUAUGCGAAUGCCAGAGAUAGAAACCAGCGCCGUCUUGGGGAUGCUGCAAAGAAAGCUAUCAGCAAGCUGCAAGUCAGAACAAUCAGAAAAGGUGAUAAGGAAACCGAGCCAGACUUUGAUAAUUGUGCUGUUUGUAUUGAAGGUUACAAGCCCAAUGAUGUUGUCAGGAUAUUACCUUGCAGGCAUCUGUUCCACAAAUCUUGUGUAGAUCCCUGGCUGCUAGACCAUCGCACCUGCCCUAUGUGUAAAAUGAACAUUCUAAAAGCUCUAGGGAUUCCGCCAAAUGCAGACUGCAUAGACGAUAUACCUCCAGAUUUUGAAGCUUCCAUAGGUGGACCUCCAACCAAUCAGAUUACAGGAGCUAGUGAUAUAACUGUGAAUGAAAGCUCCGUAGCUUUGGAUCCUCCUGUCCGGACCGUGGGAGUGUUACAAGUCAUCCAGGAUGUAGAUCCCUUUCCCCAGGUUGGGGAGGGUAACUUCACAACAAGCAAUGAACAGGAGCCUACUGUGAGCAGCGACUCAGAUAUUUCAUUGAUUAUGGCGAUGGAGGUUGGACUGUCUGAUGUGGAGCUUUCCACUGACCAAGACUGCGAAGAGGUGAAAUCUUGAAAAACAAACAGCGAUUCCCCACUGAACUAAAUGGUAAGGGUGAGGGGAAGGGACAGAGUCAGCUCGCAAAGAUUUGGACCAGUCACGCGCGCACCUCCAGAACACUAUAACUCCAGUGCACUCCAUUCUGAGAUGGCCAUGAAAAGCAAUAGCAACAGUUGUGUCUACCUGGACACAGUUUCAUCAUCUACAUAUGUCCAUUUCAUUCAUAUGGAAAAUGAAAGUUGAUUGGUUUCCCACAUGCUUAAGAACAGUCAUGUACCUCUUCAGUGGCUCAUCAACAUGCAACUAAAAUGACAGCUUGAGUGUUUUCUACUCCUGUUCAAUCUUUUUUUUUUAAAAAAAGAUGAUGAUGAUGUUUAUUUAUAGUUCUUUCUGGAUGGACACUUUCUUUCUUUGACUGACCCCAGCUUUUUCAAGAAUUCAGUCUGGAAAUUUGACUUCCUCUUCUCUAGUCACUUCAUGAUCCGUCUCCAGGAUUUAUUAUUGCCUUGACAUUUCUGCAUGAAGUAUGCAUGGCUUCACUGAGAAAUGGUGCCUCAGCACCCUGUAUUAAUAUGAAGCCUGCUUUCAUUAAGAUUUUAAAUCCUUUUGAAGUGGUUCUCAGAGAUUAUAUCUUCCAGAGGCCCUUAUCUUAUGGGAUAAAGCUCUGAAUUAAUUGAGGUUGCUUACUUGUUGUUUAAAACUACAUUAUGUUGAUUUCUAUUUGCAGAGCUCCAUUAAAGGCACAUACGGUACCACGUGAGGGUGAGAAAAACAACAGCAUUAGAAUUUGCCUGUCCUUGCGAUCUUUUGCUGUGUUGUCUGCCAUUAGCAACCUCCAGUGCAUUAAUGCUCUUCCCCGUGGUUCAGUAGCUGAUGGAAAACGUUCUACUUUAAAAUCCGGUACUUCCUUAAAUUUGAAAAGAAACUUCUGCCCAGCAGGCCAGUGAGUGUAUGUGCAGUUUCCUAAGGGCACUUAGUAACCCGUUUGCAGUUUGUGUGACUGAAGAAAGUACAGUUAGGAAGGAUUUGAAUGGGGGAAUGCCCUGUAAUAUCACAGAAAGAAUAAAUGGUGAAAGUAGAAGCUGGUGGCCAAAAUGUAUACCUUACUUUUUCAACUGGGUUUUUGUACAUCUUUGUUACCAGCUCCAAGAAUCUAGGUGAAUCCUUAGUUAACUACUUUCUAGAGACCCCUGUACACUGCGGUGAAACAAGACACUUAUCAUACAUUUGUGGCUGAAAAAUGUCAGCAAAAAAAAGUUGGGAUUUUUUUUCUGGACAGAGAUAAAGAUGGAGACAUCAUACAAAUGCUAAAAUCUAAGUUGUUUUAACCUAUGCUUAUGAUUUUUUCUAUCUUUGACUACAACAUGUAGAAAUGUGCUACUUAUAGCUGGGUAUUCAGAAUGCAAUUUAUGUUUCAAAAAAAGGCUAUUCAAGUAUGAAAAAGGACUUUCAUCUCGUCAUUAAACUAGAGUGAACAGUUUCAGUUGACAGUCAGAUGAUUCAAAUCACAUUACCCCCUGUUGAGUAGGUCAGUAGAAUCAACAAUACAGCUCAUAUUAAAAUUUCAAGGAAUGGAAAGCUAUUUUCAUUUCGUUGUGUUAAAGCAACAUCUCCAAAUAACACCAUUAGGUUCUUUCAACAUUGUCAUUUUAGUCCUCUUCAUACUUUUAGUUAUACAAAUUUACUUCCUGCUGAAAGUUGACAUAUGAGAUUUUACUCAGAAAAAAAUUAAUGACAAUUUUAAAAAAAAUAACUGAUUCUUUCUUAAAUUACAGGACAAAUGGGGGUGGAGACUUCCUUUAUAAUGCAAAGUUCCUUUUGUAGGUUAAAUUUUGAAUGUGAUUAGCUCUUAAAUUGAAGAAGGAGUUUAGGCAAAAUAAUCUGUGCAAAUAAUGAUUCUGAAGUGUAGCUUGUGAAGCAUUUGUUUUUUAUAGAUACUUUUUUAAAUAUAUUUUUUUAAAUAAGAGAUGUAAUCAUUUGGAAAUCUAGGCUGCUUAAAAAGAAAAGCAAAGAUAGUUUCAGGGUGUACCCCAACCAAUUGCCAAUAUUGGUGGUUUUAAAAACCAGAUUGUCUUAUUUGACUGAUGUUCUAUUUCCUGCAGCCACAUGCAACACCUACACUAACAGCAGAGGAAUCUGAAUGAGAAUUCACCCUGUAAAGAGACUCAUCUGCAAAGAGUCUGCAUAAGGUGAUGGACAAACUCCUCUUAAGCCCUGAAAGUAAUGCUGAACUAAGGCUUAGGUGGUAUAGAGAGCUGCCACAGUACAUAAGAACAGAAAUGAAACUCACCUAAGCUAGGGGUUCAGCUGUGGGCCAGAUCCAGCCCACAGAGCCAUUAGAUCCAGCCCACAGAUGUGUGCUUCAGCAAUGUUUGUCAGCAGGGAACUUCAGUUGUGGGCACUUUCCUUGUGCUGCCAUAGGUCCUAGUGUCUGCCCACCCAUCUCUAUCCCAAGGCAGAUCACUCUGAUGUGCUCCCCUCUUCCCUCCCCUUCCUGCUCUCUAAAGCUUGAAACCCUGCUCCCCAGCAGAGUUUUGUCCAGGGUGUCAAACCUGCUAGUUACACCUCUGUGUUAAUUUGUGCUUUGAUGCAAGUGCAUGCUUAUGUCUCUCCCUAUUCCGGAGAACACGUUCACAGGCCUAAUGUUACGGUUAUAUUUAAAUACCUUUGAUUUCAGCAGGAUUUAACAAUAUGCCUAGAGUUAAGCUUCAGUUCCAAGUGGAGAUGCUUCCCUGAACAGGACUUGAUGAAGUAUCUUCUUACAUAUAACAUUUGUAAAAUGCCUUCAAAAUCUUUGGAUACAAAGUGCUAAAGAGUACUGAAGAAUAUGAGUAAUAUAUAGGUCCUAAUUCUGCAAAUAUGUAUGAGUAGACAGUUUUACUCAUGUGAGCAGUCCUUUUGACUUCGAUUAGACUAUUAACAUUAAUAUUUAAUUAAAAUUAAACGUGCAGAUGUGUGAGACCAAGCUAUGUUGUACAAGAUUAACCCUUGUACAGAUGUUCUACAGUCCCUACAUACUGAUGUCAAAACCUGGGAUACAAUGUUAAAGCCUUGGUCUAUUGUAAAAUACUUCUGGGUGCCAGACACUUGAUGCAUAGCAAACCUGUUUCCUGGCCUAAGACACAAGUCAGCCUGCUGCAUAUCAAAAUACAGUUCUGCGGUGCCCUACAAAUGGGGGCAGUUCAUGUAAAUAAUCUGCCAGCCUCAUACUGUAACUCUGUAUAAACUGUCUAUUUCACUUGAUCCCAGUGAGGAGCCAUAAUCCAAGAGAGUUAAGUUCUCGUGCUAGAAUAAUCUCAUGUAGGCUAUCACUGGCUUGAUCAAUGCUUUAAG